AUGCAAGACUUAUGGAAGCUGGACAUAGGAUGGGAUGAGCAGCUGCCAACCAACGUAACUAAGCGCUGGCUUAAUUACGUUGAUGAUCUCCCGCGACUAACGGCAAUCAAGAUAGAUAGACAUAUGCUGCUACCAGAACAGACCGAAUGUGAAUUGAUCGCCUUUUGCGGUGCAAGCUCUCGCGGUUAUGCUAGUUGUGUGUAUGUGAUCAGUCGUAACGAUAGAGGUCAAACUAAAGUACGCCUGGUGACAGCCAAAUCUAAAGUAGCCCCUGUCAAACCAUUAGGUUGGAAUUAA
Parnassius mnemosyne (clouded apollo) is the source of this 297-nucleotide messenger RNA. Lineage: Eukaryota; Metazoa; Arthropoda; Insecta; Lepidoptera; Papilionidae. The record is from the annotation of a GenBank genome assembly.